Dioscorea cayenensis subsp. rotundata (Guinea yam) is the source of this 1264-nucleotide messenger RNA. RefSeq lists its product as uncharacterized. The transcript has a single exon. Lineage: Eukaryota; Viridiplantae; Streptophyta; Magnoliopsida; Dioscoreales; Dioscoreaceae. The coding region runs from base 161 to 772 and encodes 203 amino acids. The record is from RefSeq and is a predicted model, not a curated record.
AUUUUUUUUAAAAAACACACAAAUUUAAAAAUUUACAAAAAAACCCCCUCAAAAUUUCCAUUAUUCCUUCCUACGCUUUGUGGAAACCAUUUUACAAGCUCUUAUCCAAAACGAAGCAAUCGAGAGAGAAAGCGAGAGAAGCUCGAGCUCGAGCUCUCUAAUGGCGAUCGUUCCCAAAGCUCUCCAGAUCUCCAACCUUUUCCCCUCCACUCUCAAUCCCAAUCCCAAUCCCAAACCCUCUACCAUUCGUCGUCGGUCCCCACCCUCCCUUCCCCCUCCUCGCGCCGCUGACGACGAUCCAUCCGAUCCCAAAGACUCCACCACUCAACCCACCACGACCACCACCUCCACUGACCCCGAUUUCGAAUCCCGCCUCUCCCAGGUCCGUCUCAAGUACCGCAGCGGCACCGGCAAGAAGGCCGAGCUACGCCGCGCCAAGAAGACCGGCGGUUCAGCCACCAAGAAGAAGGGUUCCGUGAUGCUUCCCCCCGUCCCUCUCCUCGAUCCGAUCUCCGGUGGCCUCCGCGUCGAGAUCGGCUUCACCCCCUACGGCGAGCGCCUCCACGGACGCCUCGCCGGUCUCGGCCUCGCCGCUCUUCUCCUCGUUGAGCUCGGAUCUGGCCAGGGUUUGCUCAAGUACCACUCCUCUCCGAUCAUCUUCAUCCAGGUCUACACCGUCGCUGCUGCAACCGCUCUGUUCGUCAAGUUCGAGAAGGAGAAGAUCAGCGUCUGGCCGGAGAAGCCACCGGAGUCCACCACCGCCGGCGAUUAAUCCGGCAAGUAGAUCAAUCUCAUCUCUAUUUCACUUCUCUUUUGAAAACGAAAACAAAACACUAGUGUUUUUGUUUUCCAUUUUCGCUUCAAAUCCAUCAACCAAAUCACAUUUGUUGUGCUUUUAUUAUUAAAAAUCAAAAAUGAAGUUUUUUUUUCCUAAAAAUCUUUAUUAACAUUUAAAUAAAUAAAAUAAAAGUAAAAAUAAAUUCAUAAGAAUAAGGAAGAGUUGGUGAAUGGAUGGAUCAAUUUAUUAUUUUUAAUUUAAUUUAUAAUAAUUAUUAAUUUAUUGUUUGCGCUUGUGGACAUGAUUGAAUGGAAUGUGGAUAAGGUUGGACCAUAUAAUGACUUGGUGAGUGGUGUGUAUGUUUCCAAAAAGGCCAAUUUAGAACUAAAAAAAAAAAAAAAUUGGGAAGAGAAUGAGUCAUGUAAAGAGAUCUUGUGUUUCUGGGUUUUUAUUUGUCUUUUAUGUAAAUAUAUAAUUUAAAUUUAA